Messenger RNA from Coregonus sp. 'balchen', 16631 nucleotides. NCBI's taxonomy places the organism in Eukaryota, Metazoa, Chordata, Actinopteri, Salmoniformes, Salmonidae. The record is from the annotation of a GenBank genome assembly.
AUGUCUGCGACGGUCAUUAUCCACAUAGAGGGGAGCACCACUUCUAUAGACUGCAACAAAAAGGUGAAUUAUUGAUUCAUUUCAAUACAGCACGAUUUUCAAUACAGUGAUUGAUUUUUUUUAUUUUAUUAUUCAAUGAACAGACAAUGUUUAAGAGAUACAUUUUGGUACAGAUAUCAGGACCAACUAAAGGCUCUAGAAUGAGGAUGACAUAUUGCACAAUGACCACAAUAACAAUACCUCUCCUGUUUUAUAAAUUAAUCAAAGCUAUUAUGUUUGUAGCACAUAUCCAAAUGCAUCCCUGGCACUGGGCUGAAGGACAGAGGCAGACAUUCAUUCUCCUAUGAUUUCUCCUACGAUUCUACUGAUGUCGGAAGCCCCAACUUUGUGCCUCAGGAGAAGGUAUAGAACACGUACACACACACCUCUGAACAUGCAGCCACUCUCAAUCCAAGUGGUACCCUGUUGGUUACAACUUCAUCAACUAGACUCUCAGUAGUGUGUGUUCUCUUCUCUACAUGGAGGAGAGGCAGUACAUCUCUCAUCUUGAGCUCCAGACUGGAGUCCUACAGUGAUGUUCUUCUAGCUCUUUCUCCUCCAUAGCAAAACCCUCAUACUGACUGAACUCACCUUGGUUUCACACAUGCUUCAGGCUUAACCCCUAUUUCACCUCUUACGCUCUCCCCGAGGGCCCUCUUCAACCACCCCCAUCACUGUUGCACCCCAUAGAAUUACAUAUAGGACACCUAUAUGCUCCUCUCCCUCGCCAUUGUCUACUAAGAUUCCAGUGUUGUGUACACCAUGCACUGUCUGUAUAAUACUAUAUAGUUUGAAGUAAGACCAACUCUUGUAAACCUGUCCAGAACCAUUGCGUACUCUGAACCUAAAACCUACAGUGGGGAGAGCAAGUAUUUGAUACACUGCUGAUUUUGCAGGUUUUCCUACUUACAAAGCAUGUAGAGGUCUGUAAUUUUUAAUCAUAGGUACACUUCAAAAGUGAGAGGCAGAAUCUAAAACAAAAAUCCAGAAAAUCACAUUGUAUGAUUUUUAAGUAAUUAAUUUGUAUUUUAUUGCAUGACAUAAGUAUUUGAUACAUCAGAAAAGCAGAACUUAAUAUUUGGUACAGAAACCUUUGUUUGCAAUUACAGAGAUCAUACGUUUCCUGUAGGUCUUGACCAGGUUUGCACACACUGCAGCAGGGAUUUUGGCCCACUCCUCCAUACAGACCACCUCCAGAUCCUUCAGGUUUCGGGGCUGUCGCUGGGCAAUACGGACUUUCAGCUCCCUCCAAAGAUUUUCUAUUCGGUUCAGGUCUGGAGACUGGCUAGGCCACUCCAGGACCUUGAGAUGCUUCUUACGGAGCCACUCCUUAGUUGUCCUGGCUGUGUGUUUCGGGUCAUUGUCAUGCUGGAAGACUCAGCCACGACCCAUCUUCAAUGCUCUUACUGAGGGAAGGAGGUUGUUGGCCAAGAUCUCGCGAUACAUGGCCCCAUCCAUCCUCCCCUCAAUACGGUGCAGUCAUCCUGUCCCCUUUGCAGAAAAGCAUCCCCAAAGAUUUCUGUUUCCAUCUCCAUGCUUCACGGUUGGGAUGGUGUUCUUGGGGUUGUACUCAUCCUUCUUCUCCCUCCAAACACGGCGAGUGGAGUUUAGACCAAAAAGCUCUAUUUUUGUCUCAUCAGACCACAUGACCUUCUCCCAUUCCUCCUCUGGAUCAUCCAGAUGGUCAUUGGCAAACUUCAGACGGGACAUGCGCUGCCUUGAGCAGGGGGACCUUGCGUGCACUGCAGGAUUUUAAUCCAUGACGGCGUAGUGUGUUACUAAUGGUUUUCUUUGAGACUGUGGUCCCAGCUCUCUUCAGGUCAUUGAUCAGGUCCUGCCGUUUAGUUCUGGGCUGAUCCCUCACCUUCCUCAUGAUCAUUGAUGCCCCACGAGGUGAGAUCUUGCAUGGAGCCCCAGACCGAGGGUGAUUGACCGUCAUCUUGAACUUCUUCAAUUUUCUAAUAAUUGCGCCAACAGUUGUUGCCUUCUCACGAAGCUGCUUGCCUAUUGUCCUGUAGCCCAUCCCAGCCUUGUGCAGGUCUACAAUUGUAUCCCUGAUGUCCUUACACAGCUCUCUGGUCUUGGCCAUUGUGGAGAGGUUGGAGUCUGUUUGAUUGAGUGUGUGGACAGGUGUCUUUUAUACAGGUAACGAGUUCAAACAGGUGCAGUUAAUACAGGUAUUGAGUGGAGAACAGUUUUUCUUUAAGAAGCCCUCCUAACAGGUCUGUGAGAGCCGGAAUUCUUACUGGUUGGUAGGUGAUCAAAUACUUAGUGGGGAAAAAAAGUAUUUAGUCAGCCACCAAUUGUGCAAGUUCUCCCACUUAAAAAGAUGAGAGAGGCCUGUAAUUUUCAUCAUAGGUACACGUCAACUAUGACAGACAAAAUGAGAAAAAAACAUCCAGAAAAUCACAUUGUAGGAUUUUUAAUGAAUUUAUUUGCAAAUUAUGGUGGAAAAUAAGUAUUUGGUCAAUAACAAAAGUUUCUCAAUACUUUGUUAUAUACCCUUUGUUGGCAAUGACACAGGUCAAACGUUUUCUGUAAGUCUUCACAAGGUUUUCACACACUUUUGCUGGUAUUUUGGCCCAUUCCUCCAUGCAGAUCUCCUCUAGAGCAGUGAUGUUUUGGGGCUGUCGCUGGGCAACACGGACUUUCAACUCCCUCCAAAGAUUUUCUAUGGGGUUGAGAUCUGGAGACUGGCUAGGCCACUCCAGGACCUUGAAAUGCUUCUUACGAAGCCACUCCUUUGUUGCCCGGGCGGUGUGUUUGGGAUAAUUGUCAUGCUGAAAGACCCAGCCACGUUUCAUCUUCAAUGCCCUUGCUGAUGGAAGGAGGUUUUCACUCAAAAUCUCACGAUACAUGGCCCCAUUCAUUCUUUCCUUUACACGGAUCAGUCGUCCUGGUCCCUUUGCAGAAAAACAGCCCCAAAGCAUGAUGUUUCCACCCCCAUGCUUCACAGUAGGUAUGGUGUUCUUUGGAUGCAACUCAGCAUUCUUUGUCCUCCAAACACGACGAGUUGAGUUUUUACCAAAAAGUUCUAUUUUGGUUUCAUCUGACCAUAUGACAUUCUCCCAAUCCUCUUCUGGAUCAUCCAAAUGCACUCUAGCAAACUUCAGACGGGCCUGGACAUGUACUGGCUUAAGCAGGGGGACACGUCUGGCACUGCAGGAUUUGAGUCCCUGGCGGCGUAGUGUGUUACUGAUGGUAGGCUGAGUGGAGGACAGAGGAGCCUCUUAAAGAAGAAGUUACAGGUCUGUGAGAGCCAGAAAUCUUGCUUGUUUGUAGGUGACCAAAUACUUAUUUUCCACCAUAAUCUGCAAAUAAAUUCAUAAAAAAUCCUACAAUGUGAUUUUCUGGAAAAAAAUUUCUCAAUUUGUCUGUCAUAGUUGACGUGUACCUAUGGUGAAAAUUACAGUCCUCUCUCAUCUUUUUAAGUGGGAGAACUUGCACAAUUGGUGGCUGACUAAAUACUUUUUUCCCCACUGUAUGUCAUGCAAUAAAAUACAAAUUAAUUACUUAAAAAUCAUACAAUGUGAUUUUCUGGAUUUUUGUUUUAGAUUCUGCCUCUCACAGUGUACCUAUGAUUAAAAAUUACAGACCUCUACAUGCUUUGUAAGUAGGAAAACGUGCAAAAUCGGCAGUGUAUCAAAUACUUGUUCUCCCCACUGUAUAUCGUUGCAGGUGUUUAAAGAUUUGCGCUGUGAUAUUUCUCUGUAUCAUUGCAGGUGUUUAAAGACUUGGGCUGUGAUGUCCUGGAGGCAGCGUUUGGUGGUUACAAUGCCUGUGUGUUCGCCUAUGGACAGACGGGAUCAGGGAAGUCUUAUACCAUGAUGGGAAGCCCAGUAAGUCACUUUUGAGACGCCAUGAUAAUAUGCACUAUUGUUGAUUCACUCCGGUCACAGAGCUGUUUUUUGAGGUAAUGUUUGUGGUGUAUCCUGCCACAGAGAUCUUAUUAAAUAAUAUGCAGUUCUAUGUAUCCUGUAGUGUUGCCUUCAAUUUCAAUUCAGUCAAUUCUGGAAGUAACCCUGAAGUUCCAAUUCCAAUUUUCCUCAUUUAAAAACACAUUUUCUUCCUGAAUAGAAAUGGGAGUUAAAUAAGGUUAUUCUAUCUACAUGUUUCUCUCCACUAAUCAGAAAAUGUGAUGAGUGGAGCUGUCUGAGUCCUGUCCACUCUCUGCCUCUCUCUCCUCUGUCUCUUCUCCUUGCACAGCACAGGAAACACUCAGUACACAACAGUCAGACCGGCGGAGGCUAAUGAGUUUUCUGCUUGUCUAACCACCAGGAGACUUAUACAAGGUCAACACCACCAUAGAAAGCUGCUGUCAACAUGUUGGCUAAUCAUACAGGCCUACAGGGCUGUUAAUAACCACAUGCACUAUCUGCUGUGUGUGCUAAUUAAAAACAAGAGGACAGGACUUCACAAAUCAGAGUGGACCGACGUGCUGUUACGCCUCAGUAACGCUAACUCCAAAUUAUAUGCCCUGGCUGGCUGGCUGGCUGGCUGGCUGGCUGGCUAGUUGGUAUUUGUAAGCUGUUAGAAGUAGUUGCCUGAAUUGAUGAGUCGGUGUGUGGACAGGACAGAAGAGGAGAUGGAAUGUAGGAAACCUUUUACCACACAUAGUACUAUCCCUGUUCACCAUUAGAGGCUAAGGUUAAUCAAAUACAGUUUUUAUUUAUAACAAAUGUAAAUAAUUCUGAAGGGUAUUAUAAUAUAAUAACAGUAUGUAUGUUUAGCAAAUAUAAAUGUAAGUCCUCUAUGUCAUACUUUCUACUCCUUGUGUUGCAGGGAGAUAUAGGUCUGAUUCCACGGAUCUGUGAAGGCCUGUUCUGUCAGAUAUCAGAGAAGAGCCAGGGGGAUGGGGCCUCCUUCCGCACAGAGGUCAGGUAAUAGUCAGCACUGCUGAGCAACAAACAAACAACAACAACAACAACUAGGAUGUUGUUGUGGAACAGUUUAUGGCGACGCAAGGGAUGGCUACAAGGUACAGAUUUCCUCUGGGGGACCACUAGCAGUUUAAAUACGUCUGGCAGACAGCGUGGUCCAAUGGUCUUGGCUGGAGGGCAUGUUAAUUUAGCACUUAUCUAACAAGUGACUAAUUACUUGAGAAGAGAGGAAUGGACCAUGUGUGGCCAUCUCUGUUGGUAUUCACAGCGGUUACCUGGCCAGACUUUUAGCCAGUAGUGCAGAUAAGAAUAAUAUGUGGAGGAUGCCCCGACUGGAAGUCUGAGGGACAAUAGCUAGCUGACUGCUAGCUGAAUUGACUGCCAAUCCCCAUAGAGGAGUGCUAGGCUAGUUGACCUGACUGCCAAACCCCAUAGAGGAGUGCUAGCUGACCUGACUGCCAAUCCUCAUAGAGGAGCGAUAGGCUAGCUGAGCUAAUUGCUACAGUAGCUGACCUGACUGGCAAGCCAAGCUUCUGCCUUAAACUUCUGCCCAUUGUGAAUGAUUGAGGAGUACAGAGUGCAUACAGGAUGUCUGUAUGCCAAUGAGCCUAAAGAAAAGCUGUAAUUUAACAUCUCUCCUGUCAGUAAUAAUUAUUAUGGCUUUUAUGACUAAAUAAAAACAUUUCCCUGCCACUGUCAGAAUAAAUGGGUUGUGAGAACUAUUGUAAUUCAAUAAACAUCUAGGCGUUUUAAAAACGUAUUCAGGUGGAAGUUGUUUCAGCUUUCAUUUGUGUGCUCACAAAGAAAUCAUUGUUGACUGGAGCCAAACAACUGAGCGAAAACAUUAACCGUCUUUAUUUCCUCCCGCUAACAACCGAACAGAAAAUCUCUUUGUUCAGGCUGUGAAAAUAUCAUUUGCUCUGAAGUUAAUGUCUCUUUAAUCUCUGUCAGUACAACAAUAGAUUAGGAAAAUCAUGGAUUUUAAUGUGUUUUUCUGACAGGGUUUAAUUGGGUAAUUCGCUAACUGAGAGCUGAAAAUGAGCUUGAAAAUACAAUUUGUCAGUGGAUGAUUGGAUCUAGUGAUAAGUCAUGUUGAUAUUAUUCUGAUGGUUGAAUGAAAGCAGCCAUGUCAGUGUGACAGACAUCAGGAACAGGAAAUGGAGUAGCUAUCUAACGUCUUCAGACUGACAUAAUUCUCUAAGGUGUGAUAGGGGAAAUGAAGACAAGUAGCUUUAACCACAUCAAAUGGCAAACCUCUCUAGAGCAUGUACCUACUGAAGGAAGCUUGCGGUAGAUUGUUCUGCAGCCUGACGAUGGUGAUGUGAAAUGUUCCAUGUCUUGUUCUGUUAGUUACCUGGAGAUCUAUAACGAGCGUGUGCAAGACCUUCUCACGACUAAGAAGAGCCCAGAGAACGGGUCAGGACUCAAGGUCAGAGAACACCCCAAGGAUGGGCCGUAUGUGGAGGGUAAGACUUGAUCUCUCACCGCCACACUACCGCAUAGAUUAAGGACAGAUCAGUGGUAUAAUCUUAGUGGUGACAAGCAUAGAAAUAGAAUGAACAGAAAGGGUGUCUCCAUUUAAGUCAAUGGUGGCAUAAUGGGUGGACUGGCAGCCAUUUUGACUGUACCCAUUCCAGGUAGUAAAAACAGGAAGUGUACCCUUCAAUCUGUGCUGUGAUUUGUUGAGUCAACUCAACUGACAUUACAGAAAUACAUUCCAUUCUACAUUACUAUGGCAAUCCAGCAUCAGUUGAUUGAACAUUCCAAAAUACCAUGGGAAUUAUUGCAUCACAAUACCAGGCAGCCAUUGCGAGUGUACCCAUGAGUUUACCAGUCAAAUUGCCAGGGUUAGUGCUUCCAAGACCGUUCAAUUAAUUAUAUUACCCUUUACAGACAGAACGCCGGUACGGUAAUGUGACGAUAGCAACAAUUGAUAACAUUUCAGACAAUUUAAAAAAGUGCCGCAUCAGAAACAUCUACCUUUUCAGACAGUAGAAUUCUGCUCAGGCAUAGAAUGUUCUGUAUUGUUUCCCUGACAACAAUAAACAUAGCUGAUUGAUGCACUGCUGUGUCGUUUUUUUAUGGUAUGGUAGCUAGAUGUGUUUUAUUUCUACUAAAUGUCACGGUAUUUAAUGAACUUUAACAUCCUUUUUUAGGAAAGAGUGGUCUGCUCGCAGGCAGCUCGAGAUUAUUUGAUUGACAGUUCUGGUGAUGGACGUUAGUCCCACUUCAGAAGCGACAUUCCUUUACAGACGACAAGUAAAAUGGCCGUUCAGUGGCGCUUCGAAACUAUCUCCAGAGGUUUCAUGGCAGGCAUUUAAAAAGCCGUAGUGUACCCUUACAGACAAGCAAACAUGCCGAGGCGCUUUCAAGGCGGCACAUUCCAUAUGUCUGAAAAGGGUAUGUUUCUAUGUUGACAAGGCCCCUUUCUAUAGUGAGGUUCUCUCACUGGUCCGGGCCGUAGACAGACAUGAUGCUAACCAACACAGACGGGUCAUAGUGGCUAACAGGAUCUGAGCAUGUCAGCAUAUGUGAUGUGUCAGGUGUGAUUCUCCUUGCUGUGUGUGUGUUCAGACCUGUCGAAGCACCUGGUUCAGAACUACAGGGAUAUAGAGAAGCUGUUGCAUGCUGGGAACGCCAAACGCACCACGGCGAGCACAGGCAUGAACGAUGUUAGCAGCCGCUCACACGCCAUCUUCACCAUCAACUUCACACAGGUACAUACACACACUGUUAGAGACCAAGUGUUUUUUGUAAUAUAACAAUACAUGGUACUUUUAUCCAAAGCAUCUUACUGUACAUUGAGUCAUAAAAAUGUUUGUCUGUGUCACUGUGAUCCCUGUGGGAAUUGAACCCACAACCUUGCUUAUCAACUGAACCACACAGGACCACUCGUGUUCAUGUCAGUUUUUACUUGCUUGGUGUGUGUGUGGUUGACGCUUUUGAUGUUGUAAAUACAUUAUUUACUAGCCUUAGGAUGCAACCGAAGACCAGCCCUUAAGAGCCAGUUAGUCCAUUUUCUUAUUGAGUAAAUUUGUCCAAUAUCAGUAUUGAACAUGUUUGGUAGCACAGUAUUGAGUGCUGAUUUGCCCUGUUAGUUCCCUCUUGUAAAUGAGUGGUUUGGAUCCUUCUCUCCUUCUCUCCCUUAAUUCAUUCCUAUUGUUAACAACUCUGUGUGUGUGUUUGGGCGUGUGUGUGUAUGUACCCGUCUCCAGGCUCGUUUUGAUGCAGAGCUGCCGUGUGAGACGGUGAGUAAGAUCCACCUGGUAGACUUGGCGGGCAGUGAGAGGGCUGAUGCCACUUGCGCCACCGGUGCCAGGCUGAAGGAAGGAGCAAACAUCAACAAGUCCCUGGUCACACUGGGCAUUGUCAUCUCUGCUCUGGGUAAAUGAUGCUUAGUACACACACACACCAGGGUUUCUGUUGGCCGGUAAUAUUAAUUUGUUAUGAAAAGACGAUAAAUAAAAUUGCCGCUGGCCAAUUGUCCGGGAGAAGGAAAGAAAAUCCCCUUGCAAAAUAAAGCGUUUUAGCCUAUUCAUUGACAGAAAUACCAGUCAAUGUAAAUGCAUUUCACUGUUCAUGGUCUAUAGGUUAAUUUGCAUAAUUUAGUGGAAUUAAAUUGGAGCGUGUGCGGUAUAUUUGUUAUGUACCUUAUUUAUCACACGGGUACAGCAUACAGAUACAGAGCCUUUGAGCGGAAAAUAUGUCAGACAGCACGAGAGCUGCUGCUACAGCAUCUCAAACAGCAAAAGCACAGGCAACGGAAGGCAGGCUUCAUCAGCAAGUCACACCACUUUGUAAUGAGCAGGAGUCAGUAUGCAUUUUGAAAACAUGUACUUAAUUGUUUGAAACCUGAACGUUUUACUACAUGCUAUGAGGCAUGUCUUACUUUGCUUCAAAGUAGCCUAGCCAAAACCGGACCAGGCAAUUUAUUUUAUAUCAACUUUCUUUCGAUGUCCAGUAGGCAAAGGCACAAUCCUAGUCAUAUUAGCAACAAAUGCCAGUUGUUGCAUAUUAGAUCUCCCCUCUUUCUAAAUGUCUAACUGAUAUUUCCAUCUCUGUCACAUGAAACUGCUGUGGUGCGCUUUUGACAACGGUGUUUUCCACUAAUUGCAAUAUGGAUCGAACAUUCAUCUGUAGCCUACUGCCUUGUGUCCAUUGCUGUGCUUAUAAUGUGAAGAAAUAAUAGGUUAUCAACAUUUUAAGCUAAAUGUUCUACUCUGUUGCAUCAUGUUUUUUUAAAUGUAGCCUAGGCCUACUGGUUGUAUGAAUUUGGGAUCCAUCGUCCCACAACUGUCCCAGAGUCUGUUUUGGCUAUUUCUUUCUCGACCAGCUGACCAAUAGAAUAGGUCAACUUUUCUACUAUGGGGGACAGUAGAUUGACAUAGGCUAGUGAUUUUGCUGUUCGUUACUUGUCAUGUUGGCUGAGGAAAAGUAAAUGUGGACAGUUACUCUAACAUGUUCAAAGUCCGCAUCAGAAUUUGUUAAGGACCACACAUUGUUGCGUCCUGGACAUGCAUGUUCUGUUAUUAUGAAUUACCAUAUUCUAAAUGUGAUUUCUGAGCACCGUCGGUGGAUGCACUAAUCAGGUUACGCACCCAAUGCAUAUGGGUCCGGUAAAUUUCUCAAAAUGUCCAUUAAAUUAAAAUGCUGCUGUUCAAAUGGCCGGUGCCACAUUUUCCUAACUGAAGCCCUGACACACACACGCACACACACACCACACCACAUGCCUGAUGCCAAACAUUGACACAACAACUUACUUCAUUUCAGAGUCAGUCAGGCUAUUUAAUAAAUUAAUAACACCAAUUAGACUCUGAAUAAGGAUACAUUUUUAAUCAGUCCACUGCACAAGUGGUAGCUACACUACUGGCAAAACAAUACUACGUAUUUAUGGUUCCAUUUCUAUCUGGCCUGUGUUGUGGCACAUCCUUUCAUGCUUUUGUAGUUGGUUUGGGAGAAGAUGUUAUUGUGUAAUUUUCUGUUUCAGUGUGUGUGUGUGUCUACGUGGAGGAGUAGUUGGAGGGGUUACCAAGAGGAAAAAGCAGCUCUUCGUCCCCAUGUAAAGACUCUGUCCUAACCCCUCUCUCUUUCGCUCUCUCUUUCUCUCUGCGUGUGUCCUCCUAGCUGAUGUAAGUGGAGCAUCAGGGAGUGUAGGUGGAGGUUCUGUCCCAGACCAUGGGAAGAGGAAGAAGCAGCUGUUUAUCCUCUACAGAGACUGUUCUGACCUGGCUUUCUCUCUCUCUCUGUGUGUGGCUGAAGGAGGAGAUGGAGGAAGAGGAGGGGGCUCCCACAAGGAGAAAAGGAAGAAGCAGCUCUUCAUCCCAUACAGAGAUUCGGUUCUGACCUGGCUCCUGAAAGACAGCCUGGGAGGAAACUCCAAGACCAUCAUGAUAGCAAGUAUGGUUGAUCUUAGUCUGUGGUAUUCAAAUUGGGGUUGCAAUCCUAUAUAAAAAAUAAAUAAUAAUAAUUAAGAGUACAUACAUUUUAACAUUUUGAGUAAAUGUAUUGAUUGAUCCAGAAGCGCAUAGACUGUAAAUACUAAAAUAAGACUAUAGUGUAUAUUCUGAUUAUAAGACAACAGUUUCCUGCCCAGCUAAUGGCUGACCCAAACUACACCUAAACUAUAUUGAAACUAAUUUCACACACAUCAUAUUAUAUGUAGCCUAAAGACAAGAUGAAAUUGACAAUAGUCUGAUGCGUAUAUAAUUGUCUUAAUAUCUUGGUUUUUAUGACCUUCUUAAACAAAAUAUUAAUUAAUUUCUUUGAUGCAUUUUUAAUGGAUUUAUUAGACUGGCGGCUAUACAGUGAGGGGAAAAAAGUAUUUGAUCCCCUGCUGAUUUUGUACCUUUGCCCACUGACAAAGAAAUGAUCCGUCUAUAAUUUUAAUGGUACGUUUAUUUGAACAGUGAGAGACAGAAUAACAACAAAAAAUCCAGAAAAACGCUUUUCAAAAAUGUUAUAAAUUGAUUUGCAUUUUAAUGAGGGAAAUAAGUAUUUGACCCCCUCUCAAUCAGAAAGAUUUCUGGCUCCCAGGUGUCUUUUAUACAGGUAACAAAAGAGUGUGCUCCUAAUCUCAGCUCGUUACCUGUAUAAAAGACACCUGUCCACAGAAGCAAUCUAUCAAUCAGAUUCCAAACUCUCCACCAUGGCCAAGACCAAAGAGCUCUCCAAUGCUGUCAGGGACAAGAUUGUAGACCUACACAAGGCUGGAAUGGGCUACAAGACCAUCGCCAAGCAGCUUGGUGAGAAGGUGACAACAGUUGGUGCGAUUAUUCGCAAAUGGAAGAAACACAAAAGGACUGUCAAUCUCCCUCUGCCUGGGGCUCCAUGCAAGAUCUCACCUCGUGGAGUUGCACUGAUCAUGAGAACGGUGAGGAAUCAGCCCAGAACUACACGGGAGGAUCUUGUCAAUGAUCUCAAGGCAGCUGGGACCAUAGUCACCAAGAAAACAAUUGGUAACACACUACGCCGUGAAGGACUGAAAUCCUGCAGCGCCCGCAAGGUCCCCCUGCUCAAGAAAGCACAUGUACAGGGCCGUCUGAAUGAUUCAGAGGAGAACUGGGUGAAAGUGUUGUGGUCAGAUGAGACCAAAAUUGAGUUCUUUGGCAUCAACUCAACUCGCUGUGUUUGGAGGAGGAGGAAUGCUGCCUAUGACCCCAAGAACACCAUCCCCACCGUCAAACAUGGAGGUGGAAACAUUAUGCUUUGGGGGUGUUUUUCUGCUAAGGGGACAGGACAACUUCACCGCAUCAAAGGGAUGAUGGACGGGGCCAUCUACCGUCAAAUCUUGGGUGAGAACCUCCUUCCCUCAGCCAGGGCAUUGAAAAUGGGUCGUGGAUGGGUAUUCCAGCAUGACAAUGACCCAAAACACACGGCCAAGGCAACAAAGGAGUGGCUCAAGAAGAAGCACAUUAAGGUCCUGGAGUGGCCUAGCCAGUCUCCAGACCUUAAUCCCAUAGAAAAUCUGUGAAGGGAGCUGAAGGUUCGAGUUGCUAAACAUCAGCCUCGAAACCUUAAUGACUUGGAGAAGAUCUGCAAAGAGGAAUGGAACAAAAUCCCUCCUGAGAUGUGUGCAAACCUGGUGGCCAACUACAAGAAACGUCUGACCUCUGUGAUUGCCAACAAGGGUUUUGCCACCAAGUACUAAGUCAUGUUUUGCAGAGGGGUCAAAUACUUAUUUCCCUCAUUAAAAUGCAAAUCAAUUUAUAACAUUUUUGAAAAGCGUUUUUCUGGAUUUUUUGUUGUUAUUCUGUCUCUCACUGUUCAAAUAAACCUACCAUUAAAAUUAUAGACUGAUUAUGUCUUUGUCAGUGGACAAAUGUACAAAAUCAGCAGGGGAUCAAAUACUUUUUUCCCUCACUGUAGGUAUUUGUGGAGGCCCGGCUAUUUUACUGUUAAUAUGCAUAUGUCAUUUUGAGGUAGAAGUGCAAAACGUUUUUGUAUUUUUGGGGUAUUUAUCUCAAAGUACUGCUAAAAUACACAUAUUUAGGAAAAGUCAAUGACAGGUAUGUGUAAGAUUUUUAUUGAAAUUAAGUUAUUAAAAUUACUACAUUGAAUACGGUCAGAUUGUCUUGGCAUUUCUAGUGUUAACUUGGCCCCAGACAAUCGAUCUGAGAUCGAUUUAAAUUUCAGUCAUGGGAUUAUUAUUUGCUUUAACCCCUGUACAGGUGAUUUUAGUAAGAGACCCACCGCACUUCUGGGUCCUCACACCUGUGAUGUGUUCCUGUCUAUCUUCCCACACAGCUCUUUCUCCCGCUGAUGUGAACUACAGUGAGACACUGAGCACACUGCGCUACGCUAACCGAGCUAAAAACAUAGUCAACAAGCCCACAGUCAACGAGGACAGCAGUGUUACAGUCAUCAGAAAACUGCAGGAGGAGAUCGUCAGACUGAAAGGACUAGUGGAGAAGAACAACCUGGUGGGGGGGGGGGGUGGUGGUGGUGGUGGUGUAUGUUAAAGCAUUAGGCUAAUAACUGUACAUGUGACCUCUCUCCAGUAAAGCAACCAGGUGUGUGUGUGAGAUUAUCUAAGGGUAUGUUGAAGCACAAUGCUCAAACAGUAUGGCCUCUCUCUCUUGCCAGGCUCCCCUUUCUCCUCAGGAUCUCUCCAAGACUCUGAAGGUUGAGGAGAAACUUCACAAGAAUGAGGCCAAGGUGAGUGAACUCUUCAGGACUACAGGGAGUGACCUGUGUAUGUUUCUCAGUGUGACUCCUAUGGUCUUGGGUUCUAUUCCUGCUGGGAACGUCAUACACAUUCUAAAGCAGUGUGCAUUCACUGUAGCCUAUUGUAAGUGCCUGCCAGUACCUAGUGGAAUGUACUGUAUGUGUUUCUCUGCAAAUAUGAAAAGUUGGAUGUCAAUGUUUUGUGACUACAGAUCUGUUCUCAUCAGUUUUCUGGGCUUGGUCUGUCUCAACAACCGGAAAAGCAUAUAUAAGUUUAGCUUUCUUAAUUAACCAGAAUAUCAACAGUUAUUUCUAGUUGUUUAUCAAAGUUAGCUGUCUAACUCAUUGAUCCUGCUUUGUAGUAAACCCUUCUGUUCUCUCCCACAGGUGUUAGAACUGACCAGGGAGUGGACCAACAAGUGGGGGGAGACCCAGAACAUUCUCAAGGUACGCUAAUAUCUCAGUUAAUUUGUUAGUUCUUUUUUUUAAACAUUUAUUUGACCAUUAAAAAACACAAUACAACCACAAAUGUGGACACAAUGCAUUUAAAAUCAUUGAUGAUGAUAAAGUUAAACGCAUUUCCAUUGUGGCCCCCCUUAUUAAUAAUUAUGGCUAUUUAAUAAAACCCAAAAUUGAUAAUAAUGCCAUUGUAGAGUUAUUUCAAAAAGGAGUAUGCCCACUCAUGGUGAAGACUGGUGCUUCUGCUGGCAACGCACUUGAGUUCAAUGAUGCCAGAUGGUGGUGAUGCCAGAUGGUGGUGAUGCCGUUGGCAAUCCUUCCUCUCUUACUGUUUUGGACCUAAAACCUUCGUACAACAUUUGACACACAAUUUUGGCUAGAUGAUAUAUGCUCUCACUCACUCACCCCAUCGCUGGCAUAUAUAUACAUACAUACAUACAUACAUACAUACAUACAUACAUACAUACAUACAUACAUACAUACAUACAUACAUACAUACAUACAUACAUCCUGGCAUAUCGGUUUAUGCAUUGGCUGACUCAUAGGUCGGCAACAAAGGCUCUCCACUAGAUAAUGAUAAUAUCAUGUACUCAUUUUCUAGCAUCUGGGGUAUGCCAGAAUGUAGAAUGAGUCUUGGGCACUGGAAUGUCAGUCACUGUAAACCAUGUGAAAAGUAAGAAACUUGAAAAUGUCUUUCUCUGGGUCAGUAAUCUUGUCUCCAUUUGUGUGAUUAUCUGUCACGCUUUAUCUCAGACACACACAUGCACACACACUUCUCCCAGUAGAUCAGCCCAACAGAUGGCUGUGUGUCAGUGUCUGAGCUUUGGGCUCCGUCUGACCGUCUGUCUAGAUCCACGGAUCCCCCAGAAGGCCACAGGAGUUUGACAUGUAUAAGCACUAUUUAUAUUUUAGGAUCCGUCGCUAAUGAAACACUAUUCCCUUUAUAGUGCACUACUUUUGGUCAAAAGUAGUGCACUACAUAGGGAAAAGGGUGACAUUUGGGACACACCCUUAGUCUUGGCUGCCUGGCUUCUCAUCUCACACAAUUAUGUUGCUGCUAGAAUCAUCUCUUGUUUGUGUGGCAGCCAAAUAAGAUUACAAAAAAGUUCUUAAAUAUCCAGGGACCAAUUUGCUGUUGGUUCUGUCAACUCAGUGGCUCUGUCCCAAAUGGCACCCUAUUCCCUUUAUAGGGCUCUGGUCAAAAGUAGUGCACUAUAUAGGGAAUAGGGUGCCAUUUGGGACGUAGUAACAGAGGCUCAGCGGGCUUCAUAGUGCUGUCUGGUGUAUGGAAAUGAGUUGGUUGAUACUCGGCACAGUAUAAUCAUUUGAUGUAGCAGGACUUUGGUGGAGUAGAUUCUAGUUUUCCAGUAAUGAACAUUUGUUUUCUGCUUCUUUGUUCUUCUUCUGUGGUGGACUGAUUAGCUAGCUAUGCUGAUUAUGAACUGAAUAAUGUUGCUUGGAAAGAAGAACCAAAUUGUUUGGAAAUUAAAGUUGGGGAAAUUAUUUUGCUAAGUAACUUUGUUUGGAGGAUUUUGCAGGACUGUAUUAUGACAAUAAUCGCACUAAGCCACAACGGCCACUUGAUUUAAUACUAAAACUUGCUUGUCCAUGUACCCUUUGUCUUCUUAACGAUCAGCCCUGAGAUUGGGUCUGUUAGCUUACCCACUUCAAUCAGUGUAAAUGAAGGGGAGGAGACCGGUUAAAGAAGGAUUUUUAAACAUUGAGACAUGGAUUGUGUAUGUGUGCCAUUCAGAGGGUGAAUGGGAAGACAAAAAAAUUUAAGUGCCUUUGAACGGGGUAUGGUAGUAGGUGCCAGGCGCACUGGUUUGUGUCAAGAACUGCAACGCUGCUCGGUUUUUCAUGCUCAACAGUUUUCUGUGUGUAUCAAGAACGGUCCACCACCCAAAGGACAGCCAGCCAACUUGACACAGCUGUGGGAAGCAUUGGAGUGAACAUGGACCAGCAUCCCUGUAGAACGCUUUCGACACCUUGUAGAGUCCGCGCCCCGACGAAUUGAGGGCAAAAGGGGAGGGAGGGUGCACAACUCAAUAUUAGGAAGGUGUUCCUAAUGUUUGCUAUACUCAGUGUGUGUGUGUGUGUGUGUAUAUACACAUGCAUACAUACAUACAUACAUACAUACAUACAUACAUACUGGAAUACUUAUAAAUGGUCAUAAAGCAACCCAAUAUGGAGUUAGUUGCAGGUUUUCCUACAUUCCAGUUGCCAGUUUCCAAAACAGUCUAACCAGCAUUCCGAUAUAGGCUAUGCGGAUAUAACAUUUGACAUUUUCAGCAAAGAUUGCAUGUAGUUUCGGUCUUCCCUAACACUCCCUUUCUCUUCCUCUUUCCGUCCCAUGUAAGGGCUGCUUAUAGUUCCUGUAUCCUACCAGUGGGUGUCACUGUUGCUCUACUGAACCUCAACAUGGUGUUGCUAUUUAAUUUUCCAGCUAUUUAGCUUAAAUGGCAUUCAACUGACAUUAGAGCUGCUUAAAUGGUCCUGAAGUCAACAUCUGACACUGGGAGAAGAGUGAGGGAGAGAAGGGGAAACUCAUCAGACAUGCCUAAUCGCUUACUCUCUCUCCAUCCCAUAUGGCUCAUCAGUGUGUGUCGGAGAGAGAGUGGGAGAGAAUUUCCCCCUUCAUACUUCAGCCUGCCAGCCCAGAGUUUAGUUUAUGCUACUCAGGCCCAAUAAAAAAGUAAGAAGUUGAUGUUCACUUCAGCUUCGCAAAGAUGACAGGUUUUGAGUAUAAAGUAGGAAAAAGCAUCCUAGUGGGGUGGGGGCAGCAAACACAGAUCGCGCAGCCACACCAUUUGAAUCUCAAUUGCGUUUCCUUGAUUCCUCUCAUCUCCUGCUCAACCCAUUGGAUGAGAAGUUCAGUGGGGAGGGACCAACUGACCUUCUCAAUCAAUGGGUUUUGAGCAGGAGACGAGAGGACGUGAGGAAUCAAGGAAAUGCAAUUGAGAUUCUCCCAUGGACUUGGUCCCAGCUUAGACAAAAGAGCUCAAUUUACUUUCACAUUGAAAGCGGUUCAACUUCUCAAGUAGCUCUUGUUCAGGUCUUCAGUUUUCCUACAGUGUCUACACGGACUAG